Molecule: messenger RNA, 1326 nt
Organism: Hirundo rustica (Barn swallow)
Lineage: Eukaryota; Metazoa; Chordata; Aves; Passeriformes; Hirundinidae
Product: antigen peptide transporter 1-like
Exons: 6
Coding region: 262-1185 (307 amino acids)
Biological process (GO): transmembrane transport
Cellular component (GO): membrane
Molecular function (GO): ABC-type oligopeptide transporter activity; ATP binding
Source: RefSeq, a predicted model, not a curated record
CGCCUCCCGCCCCCCGCGCGCCUUUUGAGUUUCCGGGAAAACGCGGCUGCAGCCGGGAAAGGGCCGGGCCGGGCCGGGGCUGCAUCGGCACCCUCCGCAACCCUGAAAGUCCACACUGGGACACGCUAGGAGCAGUACCGGGACCCGGCACGGACCCUCUGGGAACCUCCGGAACCAGCCGCGAGAAGAACCGGGAGCAGGACCGGCACCCGGCAGGACCAGACCAGGACGCAGCAGGACCCCCCGAUCCCCCCGGCUCCGAUGCUGUCUCCCCCCACACGCCAGCUCCUGGCCCUGCUGGGCCCCGAGCGAGGGCGCUGGAUGCUGGUGGGGGGGCUGAUGUCAGCUUCUGCCCUCGGUGAGGUGGCUGCCCCCUACUUCACGGGCCGUGUCACCGACCGGGUGGCACAGGAGGACGCUGCAGCGGCUGUGUGGCCCCUUGUGCUGGUGGGACUCAGCAGUGCCAUCACCGAGCUGGCCUGUGACAGCAUGGCAGCCGUGGCGCUGACACGGGCGCGGGAGCGGCUCCAGCGCGGUGCGGUGGCCGCGGUGCUGCGCGGGGACAUGCCCGGCCCGGGGAACAAAGUGGGGGACACGCCAGGCGCGGUGGCCGAGCGGGUGACAGGGGACGCCGAGGCGACGCACUCGGCGCUGGCCGAUGUGCUGGUGUCGGGGCUGUGGGCCCUGACACGGGCGGUGUCACUGCUGGCCACCAUGAUCUGGCUGUCCCCGGCUCUGGGUCUGCUCCCCAUCCUGGCGGUGCCCCUCUUCGUGGUGCUGCCGCACAAGGUCGGCCGCAUCGAGCAGGACCUGGCACGGCAGGUGCGGACGGCAUAUGCCAGCACCACGGCGGUGGCCCUGGAGUCACUGGGGGCCAUAGGGACCGUCCGGGCCUUUGGGCACGAGGCCGGCGUCACCGCACGCGUCCGGCAGAGCCUCGCCCACGGAUACCGGCUGCAGCAGAAGGAGGCGCUGGCAUAUGCGGCUGGGCUCUGGGCCAGUGGGUUCCCUGCACUGGUCCUGGAGCUGGCGCUGCUCCUCUUGGGGGGGGUACUUGGUGUCCACAGGGACUGUCACCGCUGGGGAGCUGGUCACUGUCCUCAUGUGCCAGCUGCACUUCAUCCAGGCCUUGGAGGCUGUGCUCUGGUACCUCCCUGCGCUGGCCAAGGCCAUUGGCUCCUCUGAGACACUCCUGGAACUGCUGGAGCGGGCCAGGACUGAGGCACCCGCAGGGCCACCGUCACCUGUCACCCCCCUGGGCGAUGAGACCACAUGGACUCGAGGCCUGUGCCUCAAGGAUGUCUGGAUGUCGUACCCUGGGCGGUC